GGCUGCUCCUGUCGGAAGCGCGAUUUUCAAACUGUGCUAGUUCCUGCGCUGUCUGUCCGUGUAACGCUCCGCCGCUGAGACCGUACCUGGCAGCGGAUACUGCACCUACCUGCUGCUACCCGACGGUCACUCUGUAGUGACUAUGUCUACCCAAAAUGGGACCAUGUCCAGCAAGAAAGAGGACAAAGGGAAAAAUAUCCAGGUGGUGGUGCGAUGCAGACCGUUCAAUAACAUGGAACGAAAAGCGAAUUCUCACUCUGUUUUGGAAUGUGAUGCCCAAAGGAGAGAAGUAUCCGUCCGAACCGGAGGCAUAAAUGACAAACUCGGAAAAAAGAACUACAUGUUUGACAUGGUGUUUGGCCCCUCUGCUAAACAAAUUGAAGUUUAUCGGAGUGUCGUUUGCCCCAUCUUGGAUGAGGUCAUUAUGGGUUAUAACUGCACAAUCUUUGCAUACGGGCAGACUGGCACUGGGAAAACCUUCACAAUGGAAGGCGAAAGAUCUGCAGAUGAAGAAUUUACUUGGGAACAGGACCCCCUGGCUGGAAUAAUACCUCGAACCCUGCAUCAGAUAUUUGAGAAGCUUUCAGAGAACGGGACCGAGUUCUCCGUUAAAGUGUCCUUGCUAGAAAUCUACAACGAAGAGCUCUUCGAUCUGCUCAGUCCGUCUCCUGAUGUUAGCGAGAGGCUGCAAAUGUUUGAUGAUCCCCGUAAUAAGAGAGGAGUGAUUAUUAAGGGACUGGAGGAGGUGACCGUCCAUAACAAGGAUGAAGUCUAUCAUAUUUUGGAAAGAGGUGCAGCAAAGAGAACCACUGCGUCCACUCUCAUGAAUGCUUACUCCAGCCGAUCGCACUCUGUGUUUUCUGUCACUAUCCACAUGAAAGAGACAACUGUUGAUGGUGAAGAGCUUGUUAAAAUUGGAAAGCUGAAUUUGGUCGAUUUAGCUGGCAGUGAGAACAUUGGUCGCUCUGGAGCUGUUGACAAGAGAGCCAGGGAAGCUGGUAACAUCAAUCAGUCUCUGCUGACACUGGGUCGGGUGAUCACUGCUCUGGUGGAGAGAGCCCCGCAUAUUCCAUACAGGGAGUCGAAACUCACUAGGAUCCUUCAGGAUUCCCUGGGAGGUAGAACGAAAACCUCGAUCAUUGCCACAGUUUCUCCAGCCUCCAUCAAUUUAGAGGAGACUGUGAGCACUCUUGAAUAUGCCCACAGAGCCAAGAAUAUCAUGAAUAAACCUGAGGUCAAUCAGAAACUUACCAAGAGGGCCCUGAUUAAGGAGUACACCGAGGAGAUUGAACGACUUAAGAGAGACCUUGCUUCAGCGAGAGAAAAGAAUGGUGUCUACCUCUCUUCUGAAAACUACGAACAAAUGCAGGGAAAGCUGGUAUGCCAGGAAGAACAGCUUACGGAAUUAACGGACAAAAUCUCAGCUGUGGAAGAAGAACUGAAAAGAGUCACAGAGCUCUUCACAGACAGCAAGAAAGAGCUGGAGGAGUGCACCACUGUGCUGCAAUACAAGGAAAAAGUUCUGGAGGAGACUCAUCGGAACCUGCAGGAAUCCAAGUUUCAGCUGGCUCAGGAAGAGUUUGUCGUGUCUGUCCUGGAGACCACUGAGAAGAAGCUCCACACCACCGCCAACAAGUUGCUUAACACCGUUGAAGAGACGACAAAGGAUGUGUCUGGGCUCCACGAGAAGCUGGACCGUAAGAAAGCUGUGGAUGAGCACAAUGCCCAGGUUCAUGAGACGUUUGCCCAGAAAAUGAAUAAAAUGUUUAAUGGGAUCCAAAAGUCUGUGGACGAUUUCAGUGUAAAGCAGCAGGGGAUGCUUGACUUCUACACAACAUCCAUGGAUGAUCUCCUCUCUGCCAGCUCGUUGGCUUUGAAUGCCACUGCAACAACCGUGGCAACAUCUUUUUCUUCAGUUCAAGAAACUGUAUCUCGACAAGUGGCUGUAAGCCUUGAGGAAAUCUUAAAACAGGAGUCUCUCUCUGUACAAGCCAAGGAGAACUUACAACUACUCAUGUCUGAACAUCAGAGCCGACUGGAAAAAGCUUUGAAUAAAGACUUACUGCCAUUAGUCACAUCUGUCAUGGACCUAAAUUCUCACUUGAGUUGUUGCUUGCAGAGCGUUUCAGCGGUGGCUGACAAGAUUGAUUCUCAGAAAGAGGACCUGAAUUCCUUUUUCAAUGCGCACUCCAUGAAAUUGCACAAACUGCGACUGGAUUCCAUCACGGCCCUUUCCGAUAUUCAAUCCAAACACGAGGGCUUGAAAGGGGAGCUAGAGACGGCACAAUCCCAGCACUCCGAGGGGGUAAAUAAGUUAAUCGCAUCUCUACAAAACCAGUUGAAUCUAUUCGCUAUGGAAACUCGUCAGAAUUUCUCCGAGCUUCUGGUGAAAGGAGGGAAGUUGCAGAAUUCUGUCUGUCAAUUGCGUGAAGAACUCGAUGGGCAUUCAGCGGAGGCGAUUGAACACACCGCAUCCAAUCAUAAAGUAUUUGAAGGACAAACACAGGACAUUGCUGCAGAAAUCAAGCUGUUGGCAGAGUCCAACAUGGAAGCAGUCCAGGAAUCCACCAAACAGUGUGAAAAAUUAAGCGGCAACAUCCAUGCAAUAUCUCAGGACACUGGAAGCUGGUGUGAAAUCGUGAAUAAUAAGAUAACAUCCCUAGAUCAGCAACAAAUGAGUUACUUACAGAGCAGUAAAGCACACGUGCAAAAUUUACAGAAGGAUGUAGAAGACUGUUGUGGUUCAUCAGUGCUGGAGAUUACAGGGCUGGUGGACAAGCAGCGUUCUGCUCAGGGGAACGCAUUGUCCAGCAUGGUGGAGCAAGUAAAGGAUGACAAGGAAAUGCUUGGGGACCAGAAACUGGAGCUGCUUGAACAAGCACAGUCUGGACUCAAUAAAGUUGAAACCUACCUCUUUGAAGAGCUUCGAUGCGAUGUGCCCACAGGUAUGACGCCUCAACGUAGACUAUAUUCUUACCCAUCAUCACUUGUGAAGAGCGACCCAAGAGACGUGCUCCUUAGUAGGUUUAAGAGGCAACAAGAAGAUCUUCAGGUCACAGUUUCCACCAUGCUAUCUGUGGUAGAGGAGCCAGUUGAUCAGGAUUCUUUGGAGGAUGACCCACCCAUGGUCGUCGAUGACAGUAUUGUUAGUGAAAAGUCCAUCAUUGAUCUCAAUGUUACAUGUCAAGAAAAUGGCGGUGUUCCCUUUUUCCAGCUAAAGAAAGGACACAAAAAAGAUAAGGAAAACAAAGCAAAUUCUACAUUGGAAAGAACGAAAGUCUCAGAAGACGGAGAAACGUCUCUUCCCAGAUCUAAACUUCCACUGAGGGUCCAAAACUAAUCUGUGUCUGAUUCUUCUGUGUCCUCGUCCUUCCUUUACAAAAAGAUUUUAAAAUAUUUUUAAAUGUUUUGUAUGUUACACAUUUCUAGUGUAUUUUUAAACAUGGCAGGAUUUUAUAUACCGGUAUGUUUUCUUCACUGUUACUGUAUACUGUUUGGAUUAAACUUUUUGUACAUAAAAUAUCCUCCCCAUGAUCCUAGAUUAUAUAAAAGUAACUGUACAGAGGGGAUCCCCCUACACUCCUUUUCUUUACGAACCGCUGCACUUAAGCUCAAGGUCUGUUUAAAGCCAGGUAAUUGAGAAAACACAAUGUGCUUUAGACAGUUUUUUGGUUUUUUUUUUUGUGGUGGGUGCUGUUUUGUUUGUUUGUUCUGUGUUUACUCAUUUUUUUUUAUUUCACUGUAGUUUGAGCCAACCACCUGUUUUUUGUGAAGCCCUAUGAAAUGGUUGUGUUGGGGCUCUGAAUAAGCCGGUAAUGUCUAACCUGCCCAGAUAUUUGUGUACAGCAAUCCCUUUGAUCCCCAGCCAGCUUUUAGGCCAAGCAUCAUGGGAAAUGUAGUCUAUAAACAUCUGCAGUCUCCGGUUAGCUAUAAAUAUUCUGUUGUAGCGGAGUUAACGAUCACUAUAUUAGCGCCGCGCUAAACUCCCUAGCCGACCAGUAAUGUGUAUAAAAUCAUCUCAAUAUACAGACUGGGACGUUCUACAGCCAGUCGAACAAUGCAACCUAUGCACAC
Messenger RNA from Pelobates fuscus (common spadefoot toad), 4074 nucleotides. It is a transcript of the gene KIF11, whose product is annotated as kinesin family member 11. Gene Ontology annotation, molecular function: plus-end-directed microtubule motor activity; ATP binding; microtubule binding. Bases 143 to 3340 code for a protein of 1065 amino acids. The record is from RefSeq and is a predicted model, not a curated record. Lineage: Eukaryota; Metazoa; Chordata; Amphibia; Anura; Pelobatidae. The transcript has 23 exons. Gene Ontology annotation, cellular component: spindle microtubule; nucleus; mitotic spindle. Gene Ontology annotation, biological process: microtubule-based movement; spindle elongation; mitotic spindle assembly.